AUGGUGUGUGAGAAAGAAGAGCAGAAUUCUCAGCAAGAAAAUGUUGAGCAAGUGGAUAAACACAGAGAAUUAUCGCAAAGAUUGAAAAGAAAUGCAUCCAGGAGUCACGAGCAGGGAAAAUCCUGUGAGACUCAUCACAGACCAGAAAGAGAACAGGGAAACCAGCCAGGGGAGGAGGAGGGUAAGUUAAUUUCAAGUCAGGGAAUUCACAAGGACCUCAAGGAAAUCACAACACAGCAGGAAAUCUUCCAGGGAAAGAGAGAAAAAACAUGCACUAAGCGUGGGGAAAAUGUACGUGACGACUCAGCCCUUAUAAAGCAUCAGAGAACCCAUGCAGGAGAGAGGCCCUAUGAAUGCAGUAAGUGUAGGAAAACCUUCAAUCACAGUUCAAAUCUUUUUAGGCAUCAGAGAGUCCACACAGGAGAGAGGCCCUAUGAAUGCAGUAAGUGUGGGAAAAGCUUCACUCGCUCUUCAGGCCUUUUUCAGCAUCAGAGACUCCACUCAGAGGAGAGGCCCUAUGAAUGCAGUAAGUGUGGGAAAAGCUUCACUCGCUCUUCAGGCCUUUUUCAGCAUCAGAGAAUCCACUCAGAGGAGAGGCCCUAUCAAUGCCGUGAGUGUGGGGAAAAUUUCACUACCCGUUCAGCUGUUUCUGAACAUCAGAAAAUCCACACCAGCGUGAGACCCUAUGAAUGCCGUGAGUGCGGGAAAACCUUCAAUCGCAGCUGGACCCUUAUUCGGCAUCAGAGAAUCCACACAGGGGAGAGGCCCUAUGAAUGCAGUGAGUGUGGGAAAAACUUCACUCACAGUUCACACCUUAUUAGGCAUCAGAGAAUCCACACAGGGGAGAGGCCGUAUGAAUGCAGUGAGUGUGGGAAAAGCUUCACUCACACUUCAGGCCUUUUUCAACAUCAGAGAAUUCACACCGGGGAGAGGCCCUAUCAAUGCCGUGAGUGUGGGAAAAGCUUCACUACCAACUCAGCCCUUUCUGAACAUCAGAGGAUUCACACAGGGGAGAGGCCCUAUCAAUGCCGUGAGUGUGGGGAAAAUUUCACUACCCGUUCAGCUGUUUCUGAACAUCAGAAAAUCCACACCAGCGUGAGACCCUACGAAUGCCUUGAGUGUGGGAAAACCUUCAGUCGCAGCUCGACCCUUAUACGGCAUCAGAGAAUCCAUACAGAGGAGAGGCCCUAUGAAUGCAGUGAGUGUGGGAAAAACUUCACUCACCGAUCAGCCCUUUCUGAACACCAGACAAUCCACACCGGUAUGAGACCCUAUGAAUGCAGUGAGUGUGGAAAAACCUUCAGUCGCAGCUGGACCCUUGUUAGGCAUCAGAGAAUCCACACAGGGGAGAGGCCCUAUAAAUGCAGUGAGUGUGGGAAAAACUUCACUCACCAAUCAGCCCUUUCUGAACAUCAGAAUAUCCACACCGAUGUGAGACCUUAUGAAUGCACUGAAUGUCAGAAAACCUUCAAUCGCAGGUCGCACCUUAUUAGGCAUCAGACAAUCCACACAGGAGAGAGGCCCUAUAAAUGCAGUGAGUGUGGGAAAAACUUCAUUAGCAGUUCAGUCCUUUCUGAACAUCAGAGAACCCACACAGGGGAGAGGCCCUAUGAAUGCACUGAGUGUGGGAAUACCUUCUCUUGGCACUCAGCCCAUGUUAGACAUCAGAGAAACUGCAAGGGAGAUCAGGACCGUAAAAACCUCUAGGGCUAUCUGUACUUUUUUUCUUAGAAUAUCAGGGUUGGAAGGGACCCCAGGAGGUCAUCUCGUCCAAUGCCCUGCUCAAAGCAAGACCAAUCCCCAAUUUUUGCCCCAGAUCCCUAAAUGACCCCCUCAGGGAUUGAACUCGCAACCGUGGGUUUAGCAGGCCAAUGCUCAAACCACUGAGCUAUCCCUUCCCACCACCCCCAUGAGUGGCCCAUUUUUGCCUUUUGCCAUUCACCCUGUUUUGAAAUUGACCCAUAUGUCCUUUCUAUCAACUCCAUUGUCCCAUGAGUAAUUCGAGUGUGCCCUUCCUACAGGGAACCAGGGAGUAUCACAUUUAUACAAUUCCUCCUAUUGCAAAGUUAUUGUCAGAGUCACCAAUGAUAGAUUGUAUCAUUGCCAGUUCUCACGUUGCUCUGGGUUGUGCUGAAGAGCAGUUAUACUGGGAACUUUUAAAAUUUUAUAUUUAAAGGAAGAGGGGUAGGGGCAGGGGGGGAAAGUGUCAUUUCAGCCUUCGUGACACUGGAAGGAGAUGGGGAGACUCAGAUUCCCUCCUUCCCCAUCACUGCAGAACGGUUACCUUUUGUCUGAGCCAUGCAGAGUUUAUCUUCAUCACGUUCUACACAUCCACUUCUCAAAGUGUCAUGUGAGGAAGAGUUCUCAGCUGUCUGUGCGUGGAGAUGAUGCUUUGACUUCUUUAAUCCUAUAUCAGUCUCUAUGACUGGAGAUGAAAGUGUCAAAGACCUGGAAGGGGAAUUCAGAUGGAUCCCAAACACAGUGUGAUUAUUUGGAGUUUAAAUCCCAGGUUCCAUUUAUUGUUAAAGCCACUUCUGGCUAAGUGGCUGUCCUGUUCUCUCUCCCACCCCUUCCCCCCCCCCCCAUUAUUUGGAUGCUAUGAUACUAAAAAUGUUGUAAAUAACAUAACUGACUCUUGAGACAGUGCUGAGUGAAGUAUGUUUGAAUGGAUCAUAGAAGAAUGUGAUGGGAGAAUCUCUUGUCCCAAUUCUGAAUAAUCAGAUGUAACCUGCUCUGAAAUUUCACUUGACACUUUCAUUGUCAUGUAUUCUAUCUCUCUGUGAUGUGGGUUUCUAUCUUUCCUGAAUACCGUUUGGUCAGCCAAACGGAUAUUAGUUCAGUUUGAUAGGAAGUAGCUCAGAUUUACUGGAGAAUUUAAGACAAACGACCAUUUGCUAAACUGAUUUUCUCACUUCAGCGUUGCUUUUUCCCCAUCCCUCCAUGAUGACGUGGAGAAAGUUCAAGUGCAGUUCUGUCAACAGCAGAGAACUCUCUAAAUCACUGCUGUUUCUUUGUCCAGUAAGUUGAACAAAGAAACAGCUAACAAAGAAACAGCCAUGAUUUAAAAUGUUCACUCAGAAAUGGUGAACAACGAGCAGAACCCCAACUAAUUGGUGGAUGUGCAUAUGAUUACAGUGUAUUUCAAUUGUUUAAGUCCAUAUUGUCUGUGAUAAUCAGGGGAGAGAAUUCCAUGGUAAGUGAUUUUGAACUAGGCAAAAUGCCCAUGUAUUUGGUUCCCAAAGCAUGUGUAACCCAGGCCCUACAGAACAGCGCUCCUAGCUAAUCCUAUGGUCUAGGAGAUGCUGCCCUUCACAACACAGAUGUUGAGGAAAUAGGAUUGAAUGAAUUUAUCCUUUGUGGGUGCUAAAAACGUGUGUGUAAAAUGAAAUCAGUUUUGGAAAAGUAAUAGCUGCAGAAAAAUCCCUAUUUUUGAAUAGAAUCUCCAGCUCUGGUAACCAAGAGGUUCUGAUCCAGGCCUGUAUCCAGUCCCUUGCCUGGAACUGUGCCACCAAAUUAAAGAAAAGCUGGGCAUGUUUUGGGAAGCUAUUCCUCACUAACACUGUUGAGAUUUUAGUGGUUUUGUAAAGGAGUCUACUUCAGAGCAUUGUAAAUGUACCCUACCCAAGGCCAUGGACUUUGAAAGAACUGGGGUGGAAAGAGUGCAUGCUCUGUUCCUGGUUUCCACCCCAGAAAAGGAAGCGAUGGUGACCAAUGACCCAAGGAAAAUGGUUUGCACAACUCCACUUCUUAGUGCAGUGUCACUGAUUACAGUUCCAGAGGAUACUAGGGCUAUACUGAGAACAAUCCUCCUUCACCGUUUGGAUCCAAAGAAAGAGAGCUUCAUAGGACGUUCCUUCCCUGUGGAUCCCAGACUGACCGCCUGAUUGGGUAACAAGGACUUUCAGGCUGUAGAAAUGAUGGUAACCUUUGAGGCAACGAAUGAGCCAGGCUCCAAUUUCAGACUCCUGGAUACUCGCAUGUUGAGUCCUGAUUCCAUGGUUUUGCAUCUGGCCCUCCGGCUACACAAUAAAGGUGAUGUUGCCACAGCUGCAGCAAUGUCGCCGUGCUGCCGUAGCACCGCUAUGAGCCGAUGGGAGAGAUCUCUCGUGUUGGACGUCAUUAGUCCAACCCCCACAAGCGGUGGUAGCUAUGUUGGCAGGAGACGCUCUCCUGCUGAUGUGGUGCUGUCUACACAGGGAGUUAGGUCUCUGUAACUAUGUUGCUCAGCGGUGUGGAUUUUUCACACCCCUGAGCUAUAUACUUUUACUGAUAAAUGUCUUUAGUGUAGACCAGACAGCUUUAUCUUUUUCAGUAUGCAUUUACAUCCCUUCUCCUCUACCUUCUCCUACUUUGAAAGAUUAAAAAGAGUGAAAAGAGGUAUUUUUCCUCAUGAUACAAACAUUCCCACCUAGGAGACCUUGUCUUGGAGAAGAACUAGAGAUAUAUGGACUCACAGAAGUGGUUGGGACAAACCACCACUUGAGCCAAGGUAUAGCUGUUGGCAGUGGGGAUUAAAAGAAAACGAACAUGUAUGACAAGAAUUUGUGAUCUUUGAAUAUGUUGUUGUUACCAAUGAGAAUGAAAUUAUAGGUGAAGUGAUUGGUUAAAGAGUAAGAGACUAAUUGUGUGAUCUGAAUUAUUUUGGAAAACUGAAAGUUGUCUUGUUUUUUGUUUUGUUAGUCGUACAGGAAAUGAUGGCUGAUCUUGAAAAGUUAAUUUGAUUUAAUUUACCCCCUGUAGUGUAAGGAGUUCUGGCAGAAAACCUCACUCCAAAGGUUGGGGUGGGAGAAAGUGUGAGAGAAAUAGUGACAGGUUUAGAGUAGCAGCCGUGUUAGUCUGUAUCCGCAAAAAGAACAGGAGGACUGGUGGCACCUUAGAGACUAACCAAUUUCUUUGAGCAUCAGCUUUCGUGAGCUACAGCUCACUUCAUCGGAUGCAUAGAAUGGAACAUAUAGUAAGAAGGGAGACACACACGCACACACAAGGUGUAAGUAGCCAUACAAACUGUGAGAGGCUAAUUAAUUAAGAUGAGCUAUUAUCAGCAGGAGGAAUCUUUCUCUGUUAAGUAUCCUCUCACCUUCUUGUCAACUGUUUAAAUGGGCGAACUUGAUUAUCACUACAGAAGUUUUUUUCUCCUGCUGAUAAUAGCUCAUCUUAAUUAAUUAGCCUCUUACAGUUUGUAUGGCAACUUCCACCGUGUGUGUG
Caretta caretta (loggerhead turtle) is the source of this 5205-nucleotide messenger RNA. The record is from RefSeq and is a predicted model, not a curated record. Lineage: Eukaryota; Metazoa; Chordata; Testudines; Cheloniidae.